Messenger RNA from Rubroshorea leprosula, 1595 nucleotides. The record is from the annotation of a GenBank genome assembly. Lineage: Eukaryota; Viridiplantae; Streptophyta; Magnoliopsida; Malvales; Dipterocarpaceae.
AUCAAAAGGUGGGUGGGCAGGUUGUUUAUCAUGUGUUUUUUUUCCCCCUACCUCUAUGAUAAUGGGAAGGUGGUAAUGGUAAGUGAGCUGGAUCUUUUGAGACCAUAGGGCCUUUGAAUUAGAGAAUUGGUAUUUUAGCAGGAGGAGAUCAAGAAGAAAACUGGCUAUAUUGUAAUGAGAGCAGAGGGAGUAUAUGAUGUCCAUGCCCAUGCAUCUAUUUAUUGGCUGAGGACUUGAAUAUCAAAAUGGCAGAGGAACAUCAGUAUGAGACACUAUCUGGUUUUGUAUGCGAAGUAUUAAUUUGGAUACAUCCCUAGGGCUGGUGAGCCCAUCCAAGUUGUCCUCAAAAGGGAUAAUCAAGAUGAUGAUGAUAAGCAUGAUGAAGAUGGAUCUGAUCAUCAAGAUUUGAAGGAAAGGCAUCAAAUAUAUAGACUUGAGGUUGGGUAAAAGCACUGAAUGGAUUUCAGUAAAAAACCUCAGAAAGAAAAUAAACGUAGCUAGCAAUCAUGCAGUCUCUUGACUCUCUUCCACAUGUGACUUUCUGAAAUCAAUGCUAUUAUGCGGGCAUGCAUUUGUUCAUAUAGGAAUCUGCUUUUAUAUUGUUCAUCCUAUGAGAUGCUUCAUUUGGUGGCUUAGUUUGUUAAAUGAAACUUAGCAACUGAUAAUAAUAGUUUAUAUGCUCCGUUCUUGUAUAUUAGCUGCAAAUGCCCAAAAGCUUAGUGCUGUUCAUUUUGAGCAGAUAAACAUGCAUAUGACAGUGUCUCUGGACCAUAAAUUCUCCAAUAUUGGAGUCUAAAUGGCCUGAACCUGGGUAUUCCUGCUUUGCAGACUGGCUUCUCUUUUGACUCUACACUGAAGAGGCAGAUCUGACUGAAGCAUGAGUGCAGGGUGGAAAAGCAAUCUGCAUGGCACAUAAGGCACAGUUGCAUUGAUCUGCCUUGAUUUAGGCAACAUCCAUAAGCUAAAAACUUUCUCUUGCCUUAUCUCCUUGGCUCUCUCCAACUGUCUGAACCUUUCUUGCAGAAGAGCAACGGAUGCAUGAACAAUUGCUGAAUCAAUCUAUCUAUCUUCACUCAUUGGAAGAUGAAGAGGAACCUCAAUGGGAUUGAUGCAAGUACUCUUUAAUGAGACCUCAUAUGCAUAUGCACAUAUAUAUAGGACAUAGCUAGGACUUAAGAUGAUUAUUUUAAUUCAUUCAUUCCGGCUAUUUUGAUUCUGUAUGACUAAAAGUUGGAAUACAAAGGCAGCUGAGCUGCAAUGUGUAACAAGGCAGAGAUAUGUGACCAUGUGAAUGGGUGAAAGUACGUCCAGGGAAGAAAAUGGUCAGGAGUAAAAUCCAAAGAGAUGUUGAAGGUAGCAUUUGAAAGUGUUUCUUUUAGGAGAAUAAAAGACUGAGUGCGUUGUGUGUCGGCUUGUCGUCGGGGGCUGCUGCUGUGCCUUUGGAGUCCUUUUGGUGGGGGAUUUGGUCGGACCUUCCCAUUAUAUUUAACUUUGAACUUUUUUUUUUAUUUUUAUUUGUGGGCAGCACAAAACUUGAACACUGUGAACACAAUUCGGACUCUGAUGUUUUUAUCAAAGAAAACCCUCGUUCUAAU